AUGUUGGGUUCAACGGGUGGACAGACGGAAUUCAACCUCGAAGCAGCGCGUAUCUCUGCUCUACCGGCGGAUGCAUUCUAUAUAUCGAACUUUCUCAGCGAGGACGAGGAGAGAUGGCUUUUACAGAAAGUGACAUCGGCGCCUCUCCCACGCUGGACACAGCUUUCGCGCCGCCGACUCCAGACCUGGCCGUCGGCACUCACCAAAACCAAUACGCUGCUUGCGUCUCCGCUGCCUGGAUGGCUGGUUUCUCCGAUCAUCGAGCCGCGAUUCAAAUCACUGGGAAUCUUCGAGGACGCGCCGCACGGCGCACCAAACCAUGUGCUGGUAAACGAGUACCAACCAGGCCAGGGAUCAUGCCGCACGAGGACGGCGCCGCCUAUUACCCACUCGUGGCAACCUCAAACCAGCGCAGACGAUGGCAUGGAAGAAAGCGAGGCACUAGCCGAGACAUCUCGGACUAACCAAGCUCCCCAGUUCCGGAUCUUGCAGGAAAGACGAAGUCUGCUGAUUACGAGGGGCAAGCUUUAUACUGAUUUUCUGCAUGGUAUUGCCGAGACGACCACGGAUGCCCAUCUGGAUGCGCAAUCUAUCUGCAACUGGGAUCUCCUGCGAGAGAUAAAUCCGUAUCAGGAUGGCUGUUACCAACGCGAGACGAGGACUAGCCUCACGUACCGAGACGUGCUCAAGGUCGCCAAGAUGGGAAAUACGAUGAAGUUUCUGGGCGGGAGAUGA
Molecule: messenger RNA, 735 nt
Organism: Penicillium alfredii
Lineage: Eukaryota; Fungi; Ascomycota; Eurotiomycetes; Eurotiales; Aspergillaceae
Exons: 3
Coding region: 1-735 (244 amino acids)
Source: RefSeq, a predicted model, not a curated record